Etheostoma spectabile (orangethroat darter) is the source of this 909-nucleotide messenger RNA. Its product is annotated as odorant receptor 131-2. Lineage: Eukaryota; Metazoa; Chordata; Actinopteri; Perciformes; Percidae. The record is from RefSeq and is a predicted model, not a curated record. Gene Ontology annotation, biological process: detection of chemical stimulus involved in sensory perception of smell; G protein-coupled receptor signaling pathway. Bases 1 to 909 code for a protein of 302 amino acids. The transcript is spliced from 2 exons. Gene Ontology annotation, molecular function: G protein-coupled receptor activity; odorant binding; olfactory receptor activity. Gene Ontology annotation, cellular component: membrane.
AUGAACGUGUCAUCGGCCAAUGCGACGGUGGUUUUACAGUAUCGAGACUCCUUCACUAAAGCUGUGAUCAAGAAUCUGAUUAUUGUGGGUCUCUGGAUCUCCGUCAACUACAUCAAUGCAGGCCUCAUUCACACCUUCUGCAAACACCAGAUCUUCUACAUGAAUCCUCGAUAUGUACUUUUCAUUCACCUGGUUGUCAACGACAUGGUCCAAAUGUCAUUAACCGUCAUCCUGUUCAUCAUCAGCUACACCGUCUACCAAUUAAAUGUCCCCAUGUGUUGUAUCCUCAUCCUGCUCGCUCUUUCCACCACUGAAAACACUCCUCUGAACCUGGCCUGCAUGGCGGUGGAGUGCUACAUCGCCAUCUGCGUCCCCCUUCGCCACGUGCAAAUCUGCACCGUCAACAGAACUUUGAUGCUGAUUGGUUCAAUUUGGACGACGAGCAUUUUUUCUGCUCUUGCUGAUCUGUUCAUCACUCUGGCCACGGAGCCACGGGACUUCUUCUACUCCAAAAUCUUCUGUCAAACACAAACUGUCUUCCCAAAUCCAGUUAUCAUCAAGAAGAGAGAAAUCACAUAUGCCGUGUUCCUAGUUCUAGUUUGGAUCACUAUAUUUUUCACUUACUUCAACAUCCUUUUCACGGCGCAAACAGCUAGCAAAGAUGCUAAAAAGGCCAGAAACACCAUCUUUCUCCACGGGUUUCAGGUGCUGCUGUGUAUGACAACAUACGUAGCGCCCCAGUUAACAAUUGUUCUGCUGCGGAAUAAUUACGUAGACACCGUUUUUUAUGUUCAUCUUAUUAUCCAGGUCCUGCCGCGAGCCUUUAGUCCAAUCAUCUAUGGCGUACGGGACACAACUUUCAGGAAGUACCUGAAAAGAUAUCUGUUGUGCAAAAUGAGCCCACAGUAG